This is a messenger RNA of Opisthocomus hoazin, 1350 nucleotides long. RefSeq names its product transmembrane protein 164 (gene TMEM164). NCBI's taxonomy places the organism in Eukaryota, Metazoa, Chordata, Aves, Opisthocomiformes, Opisthocomidae. The record is from RefSeq and is a predicted model, not a curated record.
AUGUUCCGUCAGCCCGACGGCAUUUGGGCUCUGAUUCCGUCUUGCUCCUACCUGUUCCUGGACGGUGGCGGGGAGGAGGAGAGGCGCCGUCCCGCCAUGUCUCGUUACAGCCUCCGUAACCUCCUGGACUGGAUGUACGGGGGUGUGGACCCCAGCUUCGCUGGCAACGGAGGGCCGGAGUGCGCGGCCUUUCUCUCCGGGCAGCAGCGCUGGGUGGAGAGCUUGGUCUUCCUCAGCGUGGGCGUCGUGGAGAUCCUGCUCUCCCUCUGGAAGCUGAGGCAGCUGCCUGCCAGGGAGCUGGAGGCUCCCCUGCUGCUGCAGCAGCCCCAGGCAAAGCGGGAGAGCCUGGGCAAGAACCUGCUGCUGGUGCUGCUCUGCCUGGUCUUUGGGCUGGAGGUGGGCUUCAAGUUUGCCACCAGGACUGUCAUUUACCUCCUGAAUCCGUGCCACGUGGUCACUAUGAUGCAGAUUUUUCUUCUUGCCUGUCCUCCAUGUCGGAUUGCAAUGAUUCUCUUCAGGUUGCAGAUGCAUAUGCUGAAUGGGGCCCUCUUGGCAUUGCUGUUUCCUGUUGUUAACACACGCCUGCUUCCAUUUGAAAUGGAAAUUUAUUACAUCCAGCAUGUGAUGCUAUAUGUUGUGCCCAUCUAUCUGCUGCGGAAAGGAGGUGUCUACACUCCAGAACCACUCUGCAAUUUCUGGUGGGCUCUUUUAUCCACAGGGUUUAUGUUUGUGUAUCAUUUUAGCGUCUUGCAGAUUCUGGGAUUGGUUACAGAAGUGAAUUUGAACAACAUGUUGUGCCCAGCCAUCUCAGAUCCUUUCUAUGGGCCCUGGUAUCGAAUCUGGGCAUCUGGACAUCAGACUCUCAUGACCAUGACUCACGGGAAGCUCAUAAUCCUGCUGUUUCACGGUGCUGUCCCCAUCUUUAAAAGUAGCGUGGACUUGCUUAGACUCCCAGCUAAGAAAAUAGACUGACAUCUCUCCCCACGGAGUUGUGUACACAGGAAGCAGAGAUACUGGAAAACAAAGAGGAGGGAUGAGAGGACAAUGUGUUUAUACUUCUCCCCACAGUUUAUUGCCUCAAAAACACCUCUGUCGUGAAGUGAGGUUUUUUUUAACUGCUGUUUCUCACUGCCUAUUGCCAAUGGCAAAAUCAGUGGCCUUAUUCUGGAAAAGGUUCGUGUUUUAUACAUUUUACAUGGAUUACAGUGGAAUCUUGCUAAGCCACCGUUUAAAAUUAGGCCAGGAUCUGUCCACAUUCCAGCAAAAAAGUGGCAGUGCUACCUCGUUUUGACUUAUUUUCUAUUAAAUGUAAGUACACUUCUAUCACAGGACAGGAAAUAAAGCUGAAUU